AUGGACAGCUCUGUGGCGCCUACUGAGCAUAGCAUGAAUGAAGAGACAACUAUAGAAAAUAGCACCACUAUUAUGGACCAUUCCAACGCCAACCAACCUAUGAUCAAUGACGUCCCUAGCCAGUUUACGCAAAAAACUGAACAUGAAGAUUUAAUGAAGUCUCCCGAUAUUCCUCCUAAGAAAUUGACACAAGAAACUACUAUUACUGAGUCUCCAAUAAUAUCUACUCAGAAAAUCACAAGCGAUGAAGAAAGUGAUGCAGGAGAUAACCAGAAAACUGGGGGUAAUAGCUUGGGCAAUACCACCAAAGAUGACAAAUUGAAUAUUACUACCGGUGAUCAUAAUAACGUUUUUGAGAGUCCAAAAAAAAAGGGCACACCAUUCAAAUUACCUAUAUUUACUCAUGACUUGGCAACAGGUAAUGAAACUUCGCCACACACACUACAACCCCUUAUCAUUGAAGACAAUAAUGAAUCUAAAUCAGAAAAACUCAUUAUUGAUGAAAAUUCCAAGGUUAUUAUAUCCUCAUUAUUUUUACCCUAUCAAAAAGAAGUCACAUUAGAGGACGUCAUAGUUAACCAGGAAUCUUUUCUAAGUAGAGAUGAGAAUAUCAGAAAUCAGGGUGGCGAGCCAAUCACUCUUAUUGAGAAAAGCCAAUUAAAUGUGGACGUGCCAAUUGAUGAUAAUGGACAGACGGCAUUACACUUGGCAGCUACGCUUGGCAAAGUCAAGCUAGUUCGAGAACUACUCGAGAAUGGAGCAAAUCGGUUUAGGGGGGAUAACGAUGGGCAAACCGCGUUAAAUAGAGUUGUUUAUGCUACAAACUGUUACGAAUUGGCGUGUUUUGAUGAAUUAUUAGAUUUACUUUAUCCAACUAUUAAAUUAAUAGAUAACAGAGGUAGGACUAUUUUGCAUCAUAUUGCAUUAACCAGUGGGUUGAAGGGCAGAUAUGAUUCGUCCAAAUAUUAUCUUGAAACGUUGCUUGAAUGGGUGGUCAAGAAAGGUUCCCAAUUCAGCAACGAUCCUUCACUUACAUUGAAAUAUUUCCUGGACGAAAUUGUCAAUAAAUCAGACAAAUAUGGUAACACAUGUCUUAACUAUGCGACCUUGGCAGGUCAUAAGUAUAUUGUCUCGCAGUUGUUAGAUAUUGGAGCUGAUCCCUACAAACCCAACAAAGUCGGUGUCAAGCCGGAUGAUUUAGGUAUUGAUAUUAAUAAGUCUAGGAUAUCCAGUGGGAGAGAUAUUACCAGGACUAUCGCUGAUUCACAAAUUGAAAGCGGUAAGAUGAGUAAUAUUGCUAUCAGUAUCAACGGUAAGAGUAUUACUGACAGUAACAACGAUAACGAAGAAGGCAAACAUAAAACCAAAUUUGAAAAAGUUACCACUAGUAAAAAAACUGGUUCAGAAUUUAAGGAACUUUCCAACAGUCUACAGCUAUUGGAUACCAUACAAACAUUUAUUACCAAUUUAGGGAAGGAUUUCAAACAAGAAAUUGAGCAGAAAUCGCAACAAAUUGAGAAAUUAAAUCCUGUUCUAAGAGACAAAACUUUGGUUCUAUCUCAGAAAAGAAAACAGUAUGAUGAGUUGCAGAAAACGGUUCAUAAGAUAUCCAAAAUCACCAAUAAAAUCGACAACCUCGAGAAGGCCAUAGAUGAGGAGGAGGCUAAGUUUGCAGAACAGAUAAAAGACUUGAAUGUUGAUAUUAACCAAAAUGAUAUUGUGGGAGCUUUUGAUCCUGAUCAACCAUUUACCAUUCCUGAAAUGUAUGAAGAUGUAGAGGCGAUUGUUGAGCAGCUUUUAAAGGAGAAAUUGAGUCGAAUAAAAAAGGAUGGAAUGGAUAUAUCCAAAGUAAGUGUUGAUGGUGAUGGUGAUGGUGAUGGUGAUGGUGAAGCAAAUGAAGCAUGCUUGUCUAGUUUUGACAUAUUAGAGGAACUAAAUUCAAUUAAAGUUGACGACAUUCUCCCUCUAUUCAAGGAAAAAAUAACUACUGAGAAAAUGGAAAAAUUGAAGGAACGUAUCCCACCGUCGGUUGUGCUUGAUGCAAGAAUCCGUGCGUAUGAAAAGAAUAACAAAAACUUGCUGGAUAAAAUGAAUAAUAGAAGACUCAACAACAGUGAACUUGAGAAUCAGUUCAAGAGAAUCAUUGCGCUCUGCAUCAAUACUGAUCCUGAAAAUAUUGAUGAUAAACUACUUUCAAGUUUGCUUAUGUCUGUAGAAAACGAUCCUGAUCCAGAAAUCGGGCAAAUCAGAAAAGUCCUUAAAAUAGUGGGUGAUCUAGAUGGGGAACCUAAACAAGAUCAACAAAUCUCAAACCCUGCAUCUGUUUCUGCUUCCUCCCAUACACCACUAGCCUCUGCAUCCGUCGCCACAGGUUCUUCUUCGGCAUCCAAAUCCGCUUCUAUAGCUAAGUAA
Messenger RNA from Pichia kudriavzevii, 2412 nucleotides. RefSeq lists its product as uncharacterized. Gene Ontology annotation, cellular component: SBF transcription complex; MBF transcription complex. The record is from RefSeq and is a predicted model, not a curated record. Gene Ontology annotation, molecular function: transcription coactivator activity; protein binding. The coding region runs from base 1 to 2412 and encodes 803 amino acids. The transcript has a single exon. Lineage: Eukaryota; Fungi; Ascomycota; Pichiomycetes; Pichiales; Pichiaceae.